CACAACUUCCUCCUCUUGAUCACUUCGUUGGUCUCUCCUGCAGCUGAAUCCUCGCUGUUGAUUUCAUCUGCAACUCGCGACUGAGCGUGUUCCUCCUCCCGUGUUUCGAGACCAACCGAACAGAACAAUCCUUUUCACAAUGGCGGCUGCAGUCGCGGAAAACGUCACCGUUAGGUGCCGGCAGCUGACCGGCCACGCGACGGUUGAGAGGAAUGGACGGAAGAGCGUCAGCCUCCAGACGCGCUUCCUCUCUCGCGGACAGCGGAAGGAGCUCGCAGCGUUGCGCGUUCAGCUCAGGAAGUCCGCAGCUCGCUCUGUGACGGCUGCAGCAGUCCGUGAUCCCGUGGCGGCAGCAGCGCACACUGCCCCAGCGGUGGAGAGCAUCACGCUGGAGCCCAUCUCUCGGAUCAGCGGCACUGUCAACCUGCCCGGGUCCAAGUCCCUCUCCAACCGCCUGCUGCUGCUCGCCGCUCUUGCCAAGGGCGAGACAGUGGUGGACAAUCUGCUGGCCAGUGAUGACGUCACCUACAUGCUUGCCGCCCUGCACUCCCUGGGCGUGCCCCUGGUGGAGAUCCCCGACAAGCGUCGGGUGAUAGUCACGGGCAGCGGGGGGGUCUUCCCCGCAGGAAGGGAGGGCUCGGAAGGCGCGGAAGGGGAUGUGGUGGAUCUGUUUCUGGGGAACGCGGGCACGGCCAUGCGGCCGCUUACUGCUGCCGUGGCGGUGGCUGGAGGCAACAAGAGCUAUGUGCUGGACGGAGUUCCCAGGAUGCGGGAGCGCCCCAUAGGCGACCUCGUGAGCGGGCUGCAGCAGCUGGGGUGCGACUGCGAGUGCUCCCUGGGGACCAACUGCCCGCCUGUGCGCGUGGCGGCCAAGGGAGGACUGCCUGGAGGCACGGUGAAGCUGUCAGGGGCUGUCAGCAGCCAGUACCUCACGGCCCUCCUCAUGUCCCUUCCUCUAGCCAAAGGCGACAGCUACAUUGAGAUGAUCGACAAGCUGGUGUCGGUGCCGUAUGUGGAGAUGACGCUGCGCCUCAUGGAGCGGUUCGGGGUGGCCGUGCAGACAGAGGGCGUCUGGGAGCGCUUCGCCAUCCCCGGCAACCAGACGUACAUUUCCCCUGGGCGUGCGUUUGUGGAGGGCGAUGCGUCCAGCGCCAGCUACUUCCUUGCUGGCGCUGCCAUCACUGGCGGCACUGUGACUGUGCAUGGGUGUGGAAGGAGCAGCCUGCAGGGUGACGUGCACUUCGCUUCAGUGCUCGAGCAGAUGGGUGCUACAGUGACGUGGGCUGAGGAGAGUGUGACUGUAACGGGGCCGCCUCCUGCAGCCAAUGGGAGCAUCCGGCGGCUCAAGGGCAUCGAUGUGAACAUGAACAAGAUGCCAGAUGUCGCCAUGACAUUGGCCGUUGUGGCCCUCUUUGCCGAGGGUCCCACUGCCAUCCGUGACGUGGGAACGUGGCGUGUGAAGGAGACGGAGCGGAUGAUCGCUAUCUGCACUGAAUUGACCAAGCUGGGAGCGCAUGUGGAGGAGGGACCUGACUACUGCAUCAUCACGCCGCCCGAGCGCGUGCUGCCAGCGGAGAUCGACACGUAUGACGACCACCGCAUGGCCAUGUCUUUCGCGCUCGCCGCCUGCUCCGGAACGCCGGUGGUGAUUCGGGACCCUGGAUGCACCCGCAAGACGUUCCCUGACUAUUUUGAUGUGCUCAAGGGCGUUUCGCACUGAAGGGAGUUGCAACAUUGAGUGUAAUUGUUGCCGUGAUGUGGUUAGGGGCUUGUUAUUGAGAAGAGAUCGAAUUUUGACCUAAUGUGCACUGAAUUUUGCACUGAUGUACGGUACCUUAGCUGUUUGUGCAACCUUAGUUCUGGUUAUCGUGAGCCCAUGGUUUAUUAUUGACC
Messenger RNA from Closterium sp. NIES-67, 1893 nucleotides. Lineage: Eukaryota; Viridiplantae; Streptophyta; Zygnematophyceae; Desmidiales; Closteriaceae. The record is from the annotation of a GenBank genome assembly.